Molecule: messenger RNA, 1312 nt
Organism: Papaver somniferum (opium poppy)
Lineage: Eukaryota; Viridiplantae; Streptophyta; Magnoliopsida; Ranunculales; Papaveraceae
Product: peptidyl-prolyl cis-trans isomerase CYP63
Exons: 11
Coding region: 223-1272 (349 amino acids)
Biological process (GO): protein peptidyl-prolyl isomerization; protein folding
Molecular function (GO): peptidyl-prolyl cis-trans isomerase activity
Source: RefSeq, a predicted model, not a curated record
GUAAAUAAAAACCGGCAUAAACAUAAACCAUAGUCACAGACGGAGUAAGAACACAACCUAGAUUCUUGCCGUUACGGGAAAAAUCUUCUUGGAGACAAAAUCCCAGUAAAAUUUCUUCCAGAACUACCUAUUGACCAGUAGGUUUAAUUUAUCUGUGUUUCUUGAUCUUCGAGAAGACAUAAUCUUGAGUCUGAAGGUGAAACUACUGUAGACAGAAGAACAAUGUCAAAGAAAAAGAACCCUCAUGUGUUUCUAGAUAUAUCCAUUGAUGGAGCUCCCAAAGAAAAAGUUGUUAUUGAGCUUUUCUCAGAUAUUGUUCCUAAGACUGCUGAGAACUUUCGAGCACUCUGCACAGGCGAGAAGGGCAUUGGUGCGUCUACUGGAAAACCACUACACUUCAAAGGAUCUAUUUUUCACCGGAUAAUUAAAGGGUUCAUGGCUCAGGGUGGUGAUUUCUCAAAGCGUGAUGGCACUGGUGGAGAGAGUAUAUAUGGGGGAAAGUUUGCAGAUGAAAAUUUUAAACGGGCUCACGAUGAGCCGGCUCUCCUCUCAAUGGCAAAUGCUGGUCGAAACACAAACGGAUCCCAAUUCUUUAUCAUCUUCAAGGCUACACAUCAUCUUGAUGGGAAGCAUGUUGUUUUUGGAAAAGUUAAACAAGGAAUGGAGAUAAUAAGGAAAAUGGAACAAGUUGAAGUAGUCGCAGAUUCGGCGAAACCUGUUGGUCCUGUGAAAAUUGUUGAUUGUGGUGAAGUUCCUGAAAACAAAACUGAUGAUGUAGUGGCAAAGAAAGCAAAAAAAGUGAAGAAAUCAGGGAGACCUCUUUCUUCAGACGAUAGUUCUGAUGGUAACAGGAAGGGAAGGCACAGGAAAUCUGUCAAAGACAAGAGAAAGAAGAGAAAAAGGAGAUACUCCUCGUCUGAUUCAUCUAGCUCGUCUGAAACUGAUAGUUAUUCUGAUUCCGAAUCUGAAUCAGAAUCGUAUACCUCCAGUGAUUCUGAUACAGACUCUUGCACCUCAGACUCAGGUGAUGGAAGACGUAGUAGGAGGAAGAAAACCUCAACUAAAGAUAAACAUGGGAAGAAGAGGAAGGACAAACUAAGGGACAAGAAGCGGAAGCGUACCAAUAAAAGCUCUAAGCGGCAGUCGAAACGGAGUUCCGGAAGUGACAGUGAUUCAGAAAGUAACAGCAGUGGCUCUGACAAUGAAGCUGAACGUAGAGUUUCUGCUCGUAAAACCGUUGUUAAGAAGCAGUCUCUCCAGCUGUCGGGGUAAAAGAUAGGGGACAAAAAGAAGAUCUGAUACUCACGAAGGA